AUGAUUCCACCGCGCUUGUUUAGAUUCGGGACCACCUAUAAGACACCACGGAAUCGUACUCAUCAGCGCUACUCCCAUCGCGAUGAUGCUCUGAUCCCGAGCCUGAAGGCUUUCAAAUACUUCAUCGAAGCCAACGGAGACAUGUACAUGGGCUUCAAUCGCAUGUUCGAACAAAGUGCACAGUCUAUCAUUAAGGACUAUCGCGAUCUUCUCUCUGCAUUCAAUGUUGUCCUCCAGCAGGCGCCAUCUUUUGGGCCCAUCGGCCCGCCCAUCUACAUGCUCAUCGAGCAGCUCAAAAUCCUGUUCGAGGGCUGGGCCAAGUUUCUGCAAUCCCCCGCUUCACGCAACGUCCUUACCGACCAGCCGGGUGGAUGGUUCCAUGUGGACGCGCUCACCGCGACCACGAAGGAUUUCCCCGGACUCACUGUCGAGCAGAUCUUCGUCUCCGACCCGAAUAACCCGUCCAUCGGCCUGAUGUGCUUCAUCGCAAUUGGCAUGACGGAGAUUUCGACUUGUCAGGCGACGGUUGAAGAGGGACAACGCGUCAAUCGUGGGGAUGAGCUCGGGAUGUUCCAUUUCGGCGCAUCGUCGCAUGCGCUAGUGUUCCGCCCUCAGACCAAGAUCCAGUGGUUCGACGAUCCGAGCGCGGGGGAUUUGGUGAAGCUUCGCUCUGCGAUCGGAGGCGUUUUGUAG
Molecule: messenger RNA, 693 nt
Organism: Punctularia strigosozonata HHB-11173 SS5
Lineage: Eukaryota; Fungi; Basidiomycota; Agaricomycetes; Corticiales; Punctulariaceae
Exons: 4
Coding region: 1-693 (230 amino acids)
Biological process (GO): phosphatidylethanolamine biosynthetic process
Cellular component (GO): mitochondrion
Molecular function (GO): phosphatidylserine decarboxylase activity
Source: RefSeq, a predicted model, not a curated record